GAGAAAGAAAUCCGCAAAGUACUGGAAUGGUUUAACGUUGUCGACCCAAGCACUGAUUAUUCAUCUGCGCUCGAUGUUCGUGAACCUGGCACGGGGAAUUGGUUGCUCACGGGACAUGAGUACACCCGUUGGAAGGAAGAGACAAGGGGGGUGCUCUGGCUUUAUGGAAUAC
This is a messenger RNA of Tuber aestivum (summer truffle), 172 nucleotides long. Lineage: Eukaryota; Fungi; Ascomycota; Pezizomycetes; Pezizales; Tuberaceae. The record is from the annotation of a GenBank genome assembly.